This is a messenger RNA of Lotus japonicus, 1112 nucleotides long. RefSeq names its product heterodimeric geranylgeranyl pyrophosphate synthase small subunit, chloroplastic-like. Gene Ontology annotation, molecular function: prenyltransferase activity. The transcript has a single exon. NCBI's taxonomy places the organism in Eukaryota, Viridiplantae, Streptophyta, Magnoliopsida, Fabales, Fabaceae. The record is from RefSeq and is a predicted model, not a curated record. Bases 91 to 978 code for a protein of 295 amino acids.
AUAUAAUUAACUCACUCACCCAUUCAUCUUAACCACAACACUUCUUCUUCCUCACUUCAAUUUUCAGAUCAAGUGUUUUUCUUUUUCCCUAUGGCUGGAACAAUCCUCUCCGCCAAAUGCAAAUCCACCGUUCAAUUUUCAUGCGCAUUGAAUCAGCACCGUUCCCAAUUGCCCCUGAAGCCCACAGAGAUCAAAAUUGGUCCCACACAGCAUCCCCAUUGGGCUUCAUUGCAUGCUGACGUGGAAGCCCACCUCAAGCUCGCCAUCCCCAUGAAAGAGCCCCUCGUGGUUUUCGAGCCCAUGCACCACCUUGUCUCCUCCGCCCCCAAGACCACCGUGCCGGCCCUCUGCCUCGCCGCGUGCGAGCUCGUCGGCGGCCAGCGCCACCAAGCCAUGGCCGCGGCGUCCGCCUUGUUACUCAUGCACGCAACUGGCCAUGCCCACAAGCAUCUUGUGCCCGGGCCCAAACCCAAGCCCGGCCCAUAUGCGUACAGUGAUAACAUUAAGCUUCUCACGGGUGAUGGGCUUGUGCCAUUUGGGUUUGAGUUGUUAGCAGACUCCGAUGACCCGAAUGAUGAGAAUUCGGGUCGGAUCCUGCGCGUGAUGGUUGAGAUCUCACGCGCGGUGGGUUCAGAAGGGCUGAUGGAUGCGCUGUACAGGGAAACAACGUUGGGUACCAGAUUUGACGGUGAGGAGCUGAGCCACGUGGACGGCGUGAGGCGCGUGGUGGAGAAAAAGGAAGGUGGGUUGCACGCGUGCGGGGCUGCGUGUGGAGCUGUGUUGGGAGGGGGAAGUGAGGAGGAAAUUGAGAGGCUGAGAAGAUUUGGGUUUUAUGUGGGGAUGAUGCAUGGAAUGCUGCAGAUGGGAAUGAAGAAGGGAGAAAAAGAAGUGGAGGAGGCAAGGGAUAUGGCACUCAAGGAAUUGCAGUUUUUCAAUGGUAGAGGGGUUGGUGUCAUUUCUAGUUUCAUUGAUAUAUAAAUAUUGUUAUUACUAAGAUCAAGAUUAAGGUUAUGUUAGUUUUUUAAAAAAGUUGAAAGAUUGGUGGAAUGAAUAAAAGAUGGAAUAGUACAUUGAAAGGAAUUGAAUUGAAUAAAAGUAGUCAGUUCCUUACA